Rotaria socialis is the source of this 1746-nucleotide messenger RNA. NCBI's taxonomy places the organism in Eukaryota, Metazoa, Rotifera, Eurotatoria, Philodinida, Philodinidae. The record is from the annotation of a GenBank genome assembly.
AUGAGUCGUCGUGGGACCAAACGUCCACGUUUUAGUGUGGGUGGUCAACCUGUAUUUGAAAAUGAAGAUUCAUCGAAUCAUUCUGGCCAUGCUUCAAUCGAUUACGAUGAUAAUUCAUUAUCUCAACAACCUGAAACAUCAACAAAUAGUUCCGAUCAACAUCAUUUUGUUCAACAUCAAUUCGUUCCUGACAGAUCAAAAUCUCUGCAACGACCAGCAAUAAAAUCUUCCAAUGAUGACAAUGCAAAUCUAAAUGUUUGUCUUGAUCAUCUUCUACGUUUACUUACACGUAAAGAUAAGGAAGGUUUCUUUCAAUAUCCGGUCACUGAUCAGCUUGCACCAGGUUAUUCUCAAGUAAUUACUCGUCCAAUGGAUUUUUUUACUAUGAGAAAAAAAAUCAAUCAAGAUGAAUAUUUAAAUAUUCUCGAAUUUCGUACUGAUUUUGAGCUUUUAUGUGAAAAUGCUAUGAAAUACAAUCGUCCUGAAACUGUGUAUCAUCAAGCAGCAAAAAAACUUUCAGCAACAGGAAAUAAAUUAAUGAAUAAAGAUAAAUUAUUAAAUCUUCGUCGUACGGUCGAAUGUUUUUCUCGACUUACAGAACGUGAAUUUGGUUUUCAUAUUGAUUCAAUAAAUCCUACAAACAAUGAGCAAUUAGUUAAUUCAAACGAACAAAUGGAUGUGUCAUUGAAUGAUGCUGAUAGUGUUCAACGUAAAUCAAAAAUAGUAGUAAAACUACCAAGAUACUAUGAGAAAUUAUCAACAUUACUUGGCGAUGAAGAAGAUGAUGAAGAAUUAUCACCCGAAGAGAUUCUUUCUCAAGCACAACAUGCUGGACAAUGUGCGAGAGAAAAAUUAAGCUUACGUCGUCCGAUGUCUGCAUAUAAACUUCUCUAUCAACGAACUAAUGGUACAACAUCACUUCGAUUCAUUAAUCAAGAUGAUUUAUCUCAGCAUCCAUCUCAAACACGAACAAUUACUAUCGGAGAAUUGAGUAAUAUGCCAUCAAGUGCUGGGGGUCCAUCUGCUAAUGCAUAUCAUCCGCAUCCAGUUCCAAUUGUUAAUGAAAGUGAAAAACGUAGUCAUUUAUUACCACGAUAUUUUCUUGAUUAUGGACCAUUUUCAUCGCAUGCACCACAAUAUGAUUCAUCGUUUACGUCCAUAUCAAAGAAUGAACUUGAUUUAUUAAUACAUACAUAUGGAAGUGAAUUUUCUGCUCAAUAUGCCGUGUCUAUGAUUGAUUAUGUCAAAGAUACAGGUGAUUUAGCUUUAUCAUAUGUCGAUCGAUUUUUAUCAGCAGCAACAAAUGGAAAACAUGAAAGUUCAAUUACCAAACAAUCACGCAAUACUCCAUCAACUGAACAACAAUCUAAUGAUUCGAAUCAUAUUGCAACAUUAGAUUCAAUAAAAUUGGAAUCGAACAAUCAUUUGAAUGGUAACAUUCAACAUCAAUUAGACUUGAAAUUGGAUGAAAAUGCUAAACUACUUAUUCAAUUGCGUCAAGCUCAAUACGAUCGUUUAUGUCAACCAUCGAACAAAAUCCAUCAAAUAAUAUCAUCAUCUCAACAACAACAAUCAUCAAGCGAACCUCUCAAUGAAUAUGAUAUUGCUGAAAAAGUUCUUUGUAAUCUCAGCGAUAUGACACAUAUAUCAUCGCAAGGACCUGAACAUGUUAUAUCGUCUGAAGCAAUUCGUCACAAUCUUGGUAUUAUAAUUCAAAACGACGCGUCACAUGUGGAUGAGCUGUAA